AUGCAAUAUUUAUUCUAUAUAAUAUCAGUAAUUAAUUAAGUUCUUAUAUUUAUGAUAAGAAAAUCUACAUUUUUUAAGUAUGGAAAGCAUUAGAGCCCUGAUGAACUGAUUAAACAUCUAAAUUAAUGCUCCCUUUGUCCUAAAUUUAUAGAAAAUAAGUCAUAAGCUAAUGUGACAAACCAGAAUACAGUGGUUCUUAAUAAAGUUGAGUUAAGAAAGAGUAAAUCAAAAGAUUGUGAAAGAAGUGCAACUAUGAAUCGUUCACGUCUUUAAAGAGAAUACUUAAGAUUCUUGCUUACUACCGAUGGACCAACUAGCGAAUUUUACUAGCUAGAAAAAAAAAAAUUAUAAAUCAAACUUUAGGAUAUAUAUGAAACAGCCUAACCUAAUGUCUGCUUGUCUAAAUUACUUGUAUAAUACUAAUAACUAGUAAAUCCAUUUUGA
Molecule: messenger RNA, 444 nt
Organism: Paramecium octaurelia
Lineage: Eukaryota; Ciliophora; Oligohymenophorea; Peniculida; Parameciidae
Source: the annotation of a GenBank genome assembly